This is a messenger RNA of Perognathus longimembris pacificus (Pacific pocket mouse), 5684 nucleotides long. It is a transcript of the gene Znf541, whose product is annotated as zinc finger protein 541. Bases 773 to 4687 code for a protein of 1304 amino acids. Lineage: Eukaryota; Metazoa; Chordata; Mammalia; Rodentia; Heteromyidae. Gene Ontology annotation, biological process: negative regulation of DNA-templated transcription; regulation of transcription by RNA polymerase II. The transcript has 18 exons. The record is from RefSeq and is a predicted model, not a curated record. Gene Ontology annotation, cellular component: transcription regulator complex; histone deacetylase complex. Gene Ontology annotation, molecular function: transcription corepressor activity.
UCGGGAGCCGGGGUCCGGAGGGUGGGGUGGAGGGGGUCUCGCCCGAACACCUCUCUUUCCCUCCCGAGGGAGUCGGACUUACCUGGAGAGGGGGCGCCCGUCUGGGGACCGGUGAUCUGGAGGGCGCGCCCCCGGCGAGCUCUGGAAGCUGGAGGUCAUAGUGGAGCGGAGGAUUGAGGAUGGAGGCUGGAGUUGCCCGAGGUGGCUCGGCGCGGGAGCUCGACGUCGGACCGACCGGGUGGAAGGCGAAAGGGAUUGCGGGGGGAGGGGGUGUGACAGAUCGGGACCUGGGGCAAAGCUCGAUUCCUCAACAGAGUCUGCGUUUGCGGCUCGGCCGACUCUCGAUGGAUUCCCCCCCCCCCUCAGAUGUUCGGAGGGCCGGGAACGCCUGGCGGACGGGACCCGCGGUUCUUCGUGGCCCUGCCCCUCGUGCUGGCUUUCAGGUCAAAAGAAAUUGGAUGGGUAUUCUGAAAUGACCACCCAGCUUUCCAGAAGGAAAAUAGUCAAGGUCUGAUUGUCACCUGAACCCCUACCCUGUGAGGCCUAACUUGGGCUCACCUGUUCCCUGGAGAGUUACUCCCUUGCUCUUCUGUGCUGGGAGGCCGUACCAGACACCUGGGCCAGGUUGUUGUCUUUGCUGUCCACUACCAGGCCGGGGGCAGGAUGAGGCCAGGGAACUAGUCACCGCCAGGUGCUCUCUCCUUUCCGACUCCUUACACGGCCUGGCUCAUCUGCAGAGUGGCUUUUGGCCAAGACCGGGCAGAGGAGAGCCAUGGACCCGUACAGCCCUGAGGACGAGGGUGCCCUUCCAUCAGAAAUGCACCUUCCUUCCUUCUCAGACAGCCAGGGGCUCAACUGCAACGACACUGUCAGCCAGGACCUGGGGCCCAGCACUCGAGACCUGCUCUAUGCUGGCCUCAGCGGUUUAGACCUGGACCCCAGUCUCCCAGCAUCAGACAUGCCCAGUGAGGUGCUGGAGGACAACUUGGAUACUUUGUCCCUGUACUCAGGGAAGGACGGUGACUCUGUGAAGCUGUUGGAGGAAUAUGCAGACUCCGAAUCUCAGACUUCCUUGCAAGACCUGGGGCUAGGCACCCUGAAGGUGCCCAAAGAGGCCGAUGAAGGCGGCAGGGCCACCUCAGGGAGCGCAAGGAAAGGCAAGCGGCAGCACAGCUCCCCCCAGAACCCACUCCUGGACUGCAGCCUUUGCGGGAAGGUGUUCAGCAGUGCCAGCUCCCUCAGCAAGCACUACCUGACGCACAGCCAGGAGAGGAAGCACGUCUGCAAAGUCUGCAGCAAAGCCUUCAAGCGGCAGGACCACCUGACUGGGCACAUGCUCACGCACCAGAAGACCAAGCCGUUCGUGUGCAUCGAGCAGGGCUGCAGCAAGAGCUACUGCGACUACCGCUCCCUGCGCCGCCACUACGAAGUGCAGCACGGCCUGUGCAUCCUGCGCGAGGCCCCUACCGAGGAGGAAGCCUUCGGGGACCCCCCGCACCCGGACCUGCCGCCCCCCGGCUCCCUGCGGCCCCCGGGACUCCCCGAAGCCCGAUCCCCCAGCUCGGUGCUGCCCAACCGCGACCUGCUGCGCUGCAUCGUGAGCAGCAUCGUGCACCAGAAGAUCCCGUCCCCCGGCCCGGCCCUGGCGGCGCCCACCGACGGCGACGGGCGCGGCACGGGGGCCUCCACCUGCGCCCCUGCCGCCACCCCGGUGGCCCCGGGAGCCCCAGGCGCAGAGGGGCCCGAGGAUCCCCAGCCCCCGCGGACCGAGGCGGCCGCAGAGGACACGCGCGCGGCCGCGCCGUCCAGGGUGGCGGCGGAGAACGGCGCCCCCGACGCCCCGGAGCUGGAGCUGCCACAGCAGCCCCAGUCCUCCCGGGAGAGCUGGGCCGAGGGCGGCGCCCUGCCCACCCGCCUGCCGCUCUUCCGAGGCGCCGCUGCGGGCGCCCCUACCCCUGGCCAUGGCUUCCCGUGGCUGCGGAGCCUGCCGGGCUGCUCCAAGGGCAAGGGCGGCGGCGUGCUGGUGCUGCACAAGGCGCCGGAGCCCCGCGAGCCCGGCCCCGCGGAGCCCCCGCCGGGCGCCGAAGACCCGCCCGCCCCGAAGGCGCCGGGCGGGGAGGCCUGCGAGGAGGACGGCUGGCCCUCCCGGAGGAGCAAGCCCGAGGGCAGCGAGCCCCUGGCCUGGCCGAGCCCCGGCGAGCAGGACGGGCCGGCGGCCGAGGCGGCCCCGCUCUUCCGCCAGCUGCUCCUCAAGUCGCAGGAGGCCCUGGCGGGCCACGAGCAGGUGCAGAUGCUGCAGGUGCUCUCCGCGUCCCAGCGCCUCUUCGCCCCGCGCCCCGCCGCCGACGCCCGCCAGGCCGCCCUCAAGUCGCUGCAGGGAGCCUGGCCGCAGCCGACCCCCGCCGCCGUGGACGCCCUGCAGGGGGGCCCCGGACACCCCGACCCCGAGGGGUCCCCAGCCCGCAGAAGGAAGACGGUGCCCGCCGUGUCCAGGGAGACCUCGCCUGGCGGCACCCGGCGAGACACCAAGGGCGGCCUCAAAGUGGCCUCGGCCCCGCCAUCGCUCCCAGCGCCCCUGGACGCGUCCCGGAACCCCGACAUCUCUUCUCUGGCCAAGCACUUGCGGUCUUCCAAAGGGACCCUGGACCUGGGGGACAUCUUCCCCGCCGCGGGCACGCGGCAGCCCCAGCUCGGGGGGGAGGAGCAGCCUGGAGCCCCGCUGCCCGGGAAGCAGGCCCAGGCCGAUGGCUGCCUGGCCGCCGGGGCCGCCAGGCCCGAGAAGGGCCCAGCCUGCCCCCGAGGGGCGAGCUAUCGGCUGUUCUCGGGGAACCCCAGGGCCCAGCGCUUCUCCGGCUUCCGGAAGGACAAGGUGAAGAUGGACGUGUGCUGUGCCGCCUCUCCCAGCCAGGUGGCCAUGGCCUCCUUCUCAUCCAGUGGGCCUUCCGCUGAUCCUGGCCGGGACGUAAAGUCCAAGCUGACCAUAUUCAACAGAAUCCAGGGAGGAAACAUCUACAGACUACCUCAUCCAAUGAAGGAGGAGAACAUGGCAGGUGGAUGCCACCAGCCCAAUGGGGGGCCCACUGAUUGGACAGAACCGAGGAGCACUUUUGUCUGCAAGAACUGCAGUCAAAUGUUCUACACCGAGAAGGGGCUGAGUAGCCACAUGUGCUUCCACAGUGACCAGUGGCCAUCGCCCCGGGGGAAGCAGGAGCAGCAGGUAUUUGGCACGGAGUUUAGCAAACCAUCAAGACAGGUGCUGAGGCCAGAUGGCGAUGGACAGAGUCCCCCAGGAGCCAGGAAGUCCUUGGACAGCAUGACCACGGCCCCUCUGGUGAUCCCUUUGUCAGUCCCUGUGACUCCAGCACCUCGCCGCCUGGGGGGCACAGCCAAGGGACAAGAGAAAGAUGGGGAAGAGAGAGACAGCAAGGACAGCCGGCAGCAGAGGAAGCGGAAGAAGCGCCCCCAGCCCCAGACGAUGCUCCUGCCUGCCCUCCCCUCUGCACUGGGGGAGCCAGCGCCAGGGGGGGGCUGCCACCAGAGCUGCCUUCCCUCUCCCGUGCUCCUGGUGGACCAUCUCCUGAAGGGCCUGUUCCAGUGUUCCCCGUACACCCCACCCCCCAUGCUCAGCCCCAUCCGGGAGGGCUCUGGGCUCUACUUCAACACGCUCUGCCCCAUACCCCAGGCUGGGCCCUACCAACUCUUCAGCUCUGUGCUUGAUCAGGUGGAUGGCUCUUUCGGGAUCUGUGUGGUGAAGGAUGACACUAAGAUCAGCAUUGAACCACACAUCAACAUAGGGAGCCGGUUUCAGGCUGAGAUCCCAGAGCUUCAGGAGAGAUCUCUGGCUGGAGUGGACAAGCAUGUGGCGGCUCUGGUUUGGAAGCCAUGGGGAGAUGUGAUGACCAAUCCCGAGACACAGGACAGAGUGACGGAGCUCUGUAAUGUGGCAUGCUCCAGCGUGAUGCCAGGAGGGGGCACCAACCUGGAGCUCGCCCUGCACUGCCUGCACGAAGCCCAGGGCAGCGUUGAGGUUGCCCUAGAGACUCUUCUACUUCGAGGACCCCAGAAGUCACGUGCCCACCCGCUGGCUGACUAUCACUACACAGGCUCAGACAUCUGGACUCCCAUGGAGAAGAGGCUCUUUAAGAAGGCAUUCUGUGCUCACAAGAAGGAUUUUCACCUGAUCCACAAGACGAUCCAGACAAAGACUGUAGCACAGUGUGUUGAGUAUUAUUACAUCUGGAAAAAAGUGAUCAAGUUUGACUGCGGCCGAGCUCCUGGACUAGAAAAGAGGGUCAGGAGAGAAUUGGAUGAGGUAGAAAGGACAGAAGAAAAGGUCACUUGCAGCCCUCGGGAACGAUCCAGCCACCGUCCAACUCCAGAGUUGAAGAUAAAGACCAAGACCUAUAAGAGGGAGUCCAUCCUCAGUCCCAGCCCAAGUACAGGACCAAAGCGGACCCCUGAGCCACCGGGGAGUGUGGAGGGCCAGGACGUCUUUCCAUGCAGAGAGUGUGAGAGGGUGUUCGACAAGAUCAAGAGUCGGAAUGCCCACAUGAAGCGGCAUCGCCUUCAGGAACACGUGGAGCCCGUUGUCAGAGUCAAGUGGCCUGUCAAACCCUUUCCAUUGAAGGAGGAAGAGGAAGAGGAGGAGGAGGAGCUGGCAGCUGACAUUGGCCCUCUGCAGUGGUGACUCCCUGCUGGCAGCUACUCUGGGGGGCUCCAGCCCUGUCCUGCCUCCCUGGGUCUUUUCAGGGUGUUCUCCCCCCCCCCCUUUGCCACCCCUACCUACCCUAUUCCUCUUAGCAAUUUUCGCUGGCACAUUUGGCUGUGCACAGGCAGAGAUGUCACUGGACAGCUCUGGAGUCCCUCUGCUGGGACCAGAAGCUAAUGCUCUGCAGGUUAAUAGUCACCUACUCCUUUCAAUCCCAUAUUGCCUAGAGCUGGGAGGCCUGGUGGGGUGGGGCAAAGGCUCUUCAAUCUUAGCUGCUGGUGUGGGUUUGGUCUGUUGGAUGAGGCUGAGGUGUGGAGAAUCAGUGGAUGAAAACUGAGAUCGCCAGCAGUUUGGCUCCUCCCCAUAGCAAGGGGCUCUGCAUUCUGGGUCCAUCCAUUGUCUCACAGGGACUUGUACAUUGUUAGGUGUGUUUUGUACGUGUCUACUUGUAAAUCAUAUUAAAUUGAGUUCUUGAGCAGCUGUCUUCUGACUCCCCAGCCUGUCAGCUCCACAGAGGCUUCCAAGCACACAGCCUCCACUAAAGCCCAGAAGUGAGCCCCUGUGCCUGCCCUGGAGUCACGAAGAGAGCCUGGCACUUGCCUUCAGGCAGUCGUUCAGUGUAAAAUGUGAAAGGCACCUGUUAGACACUGUUCCCAUCGUGGCAGCAGUGCUGCAGGAGAGCUGAAAGCAAGGCUUUUUCCUCACAUAGCUGCUGCUUACAUCUGGAAGUGAGGCCUUAGAACUUGAUUUUAGGUGAAGAAGCCUUUUUAGGGUUGGGAUGCGGCUCCAUGGUAGAGUGCAUAAAUGUAUGACCCAAGCCCCUCCAGAAAACAAAAGGAGCCUUUUAGAAUAGCUGUAGAUUUAUACAAAUUUUGCAAAGACUACCAAAAAUUCCUCUAUACAGUACACCUGCUUUCCCCUAUUAUUAACAUCAUCCAUUAGUAUGAUAUGUUUGUUACAAUUAGGGAACUGGAGU